UAUUUAUUUCUUCCACUUUUCCUGCAAAACCCUAAAUUCAUUUCGCUUGAAAAAAUUCUGUAAUCUGUCAAACAAUUUUUCAUUUUCUUGUAACAUUUUCCUUUUUUUUUAAACCGAAUUUUCUGUCAAUAUUCAAGCUCUGUGUAUUCUUUGCAAUGGUGGAGAUUUAAGCCACGGAACUGUAGUUUAUUCUGACAAUUUACUGUCUUACUGUUGUUUUAAUUUUUCAGUUUCAAAAAAGUUUCUGGGUUUGUUUUAACUUAAUUCAACUUGUCCAGUUUUUAAUUUUUUUUCUGGGUUUGUUGUUUAGUUCAUUUUCAGCAUGAAGUUUCAAUUUGUUUUGUUAAAUUCCGCUGCCAAAUUUUUGGUUUAGUUUUUUUUUUUUUUUUCUGGUAUUAUUCACUGAAAAAGCUUGUACCUUUAAUGCUGAGUGUUUAUAGAUUUUUAGAGUUUCAGAGGGUUAAUUUUUUAGGGUUUUAAUUUUGUGGAUCUAUGAAUGGAGGCAAAAGAGCAGAAUAAUUACGUAAGUUCAGGAGCUACAGUGAAGGCAGAUGAAGCUCCAGAUAGCUUCAGGGCGGCCCCAAUCACUGAAAAUACAGGCCCAGGACCACUUCCCGGGCCCACUGUUUUACCCGCCGCCGCCACGUCGGCAUCACCAGUAAGUAUGGUGGCGCUGGAGUCUGUCUUAGCACCGCGCUCAGCCCCUGGUUCGGGCUCAGAAACGAAAAAGAAGAGAGGGAGACCCAGAAAGUACGGUCCCGAUGGGAAAUUAGCCCUGACAUUGUCCCCAAUGCCGAUUUCUUCGUCAAUUCCUUUGACGGGAGACUUUUCUGCUUGGAAACGGGGUAGAGGGCGGCCGCUUGAUAACAUCAAGAAGUCUUAUAAGUUUGAAUAUGAGACUCCAGGGGAUAAGAUUGCAUACUUUGUUGGUGCAAACUUCACGCCCCAUAUACUCACUGUUAAUACUGGCGAGGAUAUUCAGAUGAAGAUCAUGUCAUUUUCUCAACAAGGAGCUCGUGCUAUCUGCAUUCUCUCUGCAAAUGGUACAAUUUCAAAUGUUACCCUUCGCCAGCCUACAUCUUCUGGGGGUACUCUAACAUACGAGGGUCGAUUUGAGAUACUUACCUUGUCUGGUUCAUUUAUGCCUACUGAGAAUGGAGGAACAAAAGGCAGAUCUGGUGGAAUGAGCGUCUCUUUGGCUGGCCCAGAUGGUCGUGUUGUGGGUGGAGGACUUGCCGGGCUGCUGAUAGCAGCUGGCCCUGUGCAGGUUGUCAUCGGCAGUUUUCUGCCUGGUCAUCAGCAGGAGCAGAAGCACAAGAAGCAAAGAACCGAGCCUGCACCAGUUGUAACCUCCCCUAUUCCGAUGACUAUCACUACUCUACCUGCAGAAGAAUUAAAGGGUUUUGUUACAUCUUCAUCCUUCCUUGGAGACAAUUCAUCUUCUUUGAACCCCAUGCAGGGGCUCAAGAACUCAGCUGCUGACAAUAAAACACCUUCACCUGGUGAAGAAUCAAAAGGGCCCAGCCAAUUGAACUGUGAGGUUUCAUGUUGAUCAUGUGGAGACUCUGUGUUGUCUGUACCUUCAAAAUUUUUUUUUGUAUUGGUAAACACAACAGCAUUUAGGUUCUCGCAAACUCCUCCAAAAUCAAAUAAACCCAGAUGGCCAUAUAUUAAGGGCAAAGCAGGGUUUAUUGUGAUGUUGGUUUUAACGCAGAAUUGUACUCUCAUUAGGCUGAGGUAGGACUUUUAAUUAUUAGGAUCCCUGUGUCUGUGGUUGUUGUCAUUCUGUAUUUUCUAAUGUUGUGUUAUUGGUGUAGCCUUUUUAAUCUGUCAAACUGGUGUGCCAUUAAUCCCAUUGGGUACUUUUUUGUAUCAUUAAGAUUGAAUUUAAGUUGGUGUUUUGAAUC
Mangifera indica (mango) is the source of this 1907-nucleotide messenger RNA. RefSeq names its product AT-hook motif nuclear-localized protein 6. Gene Ontology annotation, molecular function: minor groove of adenine-thymine-rich DNA binding. The coding region runs from base 497 to 1552 and encodes 351 amino acids. NCBI's taxonomy places the organism in Eukaryota, Viridiplantae, Streptophyta, Magnoliopsida, Sapindales, Anacardiaceae. The record is from RefSeq and is a predicted model, not a curated record. The transcript has 5 exons.